AUGAGUUCAGUCACUACUACUAUUAAGACAGAACACUGUAACUUUACUGAUUACAGGGUUUAUCCUGGCCGCGGUAAGAAGUUCGUCGCACGUGACGGGAAAGUUUACUUCUUCAUCAACGGCAAAUCCGCCGCAUUCCAUAAACGCAAAGUCAAACCCGCUAAACUCAAAUGGAAUCUCGCUUGGAGAAAGGCGAAUAAGAAGUUUCAGACUGAAUUGUUUAAUAGAAAACGUUCAAAAAAGACAUCAAGACCACAAAAAGCCAUUGUCGGUCUCUCCCUAGAUGAUCUCAAAUCCAAACGCUCACAAGCCACCAAACCCGCUCCCAAACUUAAUGUGAAGCAAUCGUUAUUGAUGGAUACGAAGGAUAAGAACAGGAGGAGUUUUGACAAUUCAAAGUCUCAUCAGCCCACAACCUCAAAGUCAAACGUCCCAAAGAAACUACAAAGGGCCACUGUACGCAAUUAA
Theileria parva strain Muguga is the source of this 468-nucleotide messenger RNA. It is a transcript of the gene RPL24, whose product is annotated as Ribosomal protein L24e family protein. The record is from RefSeq and is a predicted model, not a curated record. Gene Ontology annotation, biological process: cytoplasmic translation. NCBI's taxonomy places the organism in Eukaryota, Apicomplexa, Aconoidasida, Piroplasmida, Theileriidae. Gene Ontology annotation, cellular component: cytosolic large ribosomal subunit. The transcript is spliced from 3 exons. Bases 1 to 468 code for a protein of 155 amino acids. Gene Ontology annotation, molecular function: mRNA binding; structural constituent of ribosome.